Aedes albopictus (Asian tiger mosquito) is the source of this 2783-nucleotide messenger RNA. RefSeq names its product G-protein coupled receptor Mth2-like. Gene Ontology annotation, molecular function: G protein-coupled receptor activity. The coding region runs from base 611 to 2185 and encodes 524 amino acids. Gene Ontology annotation, biological process: cell surface receptor signaling pathway; G protein-coupled receptor signaling pathway. Lineage: Eukaryota; Metazoa; Arthropoda; Insecta; Diptera; Culicidae. The record is from RefSeq and is a predicted model, not a curated record. The transcript has 5 exons. Gene Ontology annotation, cellular component: membrane.
CGGAGGCAGAUAUGUCAUUCCGCGUCAACACGCUACAUACCACCAGCCAGCCAGCCAGCAGUCCCCCCGUUAGCGGAAACGUUUGGUUAGCGUCCGCUCGCUAGUCUAGGAAUUGCCACCCGCAGAUAAAGACGUCCGCUCGUGUGUUAUACUGGAAAAGUGUUCUCGUUCCUUCGGCCCCGGGGUAAAUGGGCCAAUUGUGGCGAAAAUUCUGAGUAUAUUGCCUCGGAUGAAAUAUGAAACUGAGCAUCUAGAGUCAACAAACGCACCGUAUAUACGAUUCGGUCGGUGCAUUGCGGUUCGAUUGGGAGUGUCCGUUUUCCCUGUGAUCUUGUAAACAUUUAUGGCUCGUGUUUGGGAACAAAAAGUGUUGAUAAAUAAAUAACUACAUCCGAUCCGCACGUUUGGCGUUGAGUGGUCAUUGUCGGCAGGUGUUCCAGCCAUUAGUCCCGAACAGGAAGAAGGGUUCAUGCGUGGUCUGGGCGGGUGCGAUGGUCGAAGAUUUCGCGGCUUCGACUAGGUCCACUAUUUGAGUGGAAUUCAAAUGUGAAGUGACUUUCGAUUGAGACGAUUGAGCGAAGAAUAGAGCGCAGGGCAUUUUACUUGCGCAAUGGCUAAGAUACGGACUUGGGGAUUCUUAUCAGUUGCGCACAGCUUAGUCACUGUGCUUUGGUGUGUUAUAAUUGUGGCUGGUCGAACUGAUACCGACUAUAGUGGGCAGCUGCUGCCUUGUGAGUUUCGUGAUUCAGUCAACAUAACCAGUGGAACGCGAGACGCCUUGGGGAAUAUCAAUCAUGAUGGUAUCGUGUACACAUCGCAGAACUUCGCUCUUAUUGAUUACGAUUAUGCGGACUACGACGUCAGGGUGAUCGUCCCGAAGUACUAUCGAGGCUGCAUAUGCCAAGUGACUAAGUGCGUUCGGUUGUGCUGUCCAAUUGGGCAAUUGUAUCUUAGAGAUGGGGAAAGCACGGAUUGUGUCGAAAAAAGUGAUAAUUUUCCGGUCAAAUUGCUGGCUAAUGUUACAACGCCCAAUGCAACCAAAUCAGUGAACAUAAUCGAAGAGAACAUCUACGGAUUUAUCCCGCAGAAACCAUGCCCGGCGCUUAUGAUUGAGGAUAUUGAAGAGUGGGCGUUGGAUGACAGUGGGUCGAUUAUACUGCGAGAAAUGGCUAUACCCCAGGAGGAGUAUUGCCUAGCAGUGGGAGAUGACACCGGUCUAGCCGUAGCAUAUUUCUGCCCAUUGGAGGACCAAGCAAGCAUCACACACUCUGUUGGUCUUAUUCUAUCCAUACCCUUCUUGUUGGCAACGCUGCUGAUCUACGCAUGGAUUCCGGAACUCCGAAACAUCCACGGAAAAUCACUGAUAUGCUACAUAUUCGCGCUAACCAAUGCAUACAUCGUCUUGCUCAUAAUGCAUUUCGGUAGUAACGCCAUCCCCUGUGAAGCCCAAGGAUAUUUGCUGUACUUCUUCGUACUGGUUGCCUUCUUCUGGCUCAACGUGAUGUGUUUCGAUAUUUUCUGGACUUUUAGCAGCGGUGUGGUGAUUAAAAACGAACGUAAGCGAUUCCUGUACUACUCGCUGUAUGCUUGGGGCUGCCCCUUGGUGCUGGUGGUUCUGGUGGCCAUAUUUGAAAACACUGAACUGAUUGACGACCACUUGAGACCCGGGUUUGGAAUCAACAACUGUUCGUUUUAUACGGACAAAAUGGUACAAUUCCUGUAUCUGUACCUACCCCUGCUGAUACUCAUAGCGGCAAAUCUGUACUUCUUCAUCGUGACCGCUGUCCGAAUCAUCCGAGUGCAGAGAGCUACCGGAGCCGCGCUUAAAAACGACUCCCGACGGCACAAUCGAUUUGAGAAUGAUCGCCACCGUUUCACACUGUAUCUCAGACUGUUCAUCGUGAUGGGAGUGACCUGGACGUUUGAAAUUAUAUCCUGGGCUAUGGAAAACAGCAUUUGGAUCUUCUAUGUCGUCGACGUGUGCAACUGUCUGCUGGGGGUGAUGAUUUUCUUUCUGUUCGUUUGGAAGCAAAAGGUUCGAAAGCUUGUUGCGAAAAGGAUAGGACGUCAUCGCGGUUUCAGCCGAACGAAAACAACGUCCGUUAAUACCGGCUCGACAAUGAGUGGAACAAGAUUCACCAGUGCGCCGGAUUCGACAGUUCCGAUGAACUCGCUUCCUGCUUAGAAGGAAAGAUAUCGCCGCGCCGUGCGAUUGCUUGCAUGACAUUUCUACGCUCACUCUUGUACUCAACGCUGCCUUUAUUGAGAACUGCUGGAAAUGAACAUUCACGCGCAUACCUGAAUUCCUUGAAGACAUUAAGAAUGCUCCAGAAUACAAACAUAUUGUGGAAAAAGUCUAAUAGGCUGUAAGCCUAACAACUUGAAUAUUGUUUGCAUAUUGUAAAUAUAUGGAUGAUUACUACCUUUAGCUCCCAGCAAUAGAUAAAUAGUUGCAUAAAACCAAAUGAAAUUAAUGAAUGAUCAAUGAAAAAAAAUCAAACUAACUUCCUAGAAAUUCAUGUUGAUAAAUAAAUUCACUCAAAUAGUAUCUGUAUGAAAUACUUGUUAAAUUUUGGGCUCAUUACACAAACACAUGUUUUUCUUGAUUUCACGACGACGUUAUUGUUGUAUGCAGAAGUAGAAAAUAAUCUAGAGUGAAAUAUAAUCAUUUGACAUCAUAAGAUAUUACAUCCUGUUAGGAACAAAACAUUGAUCGAUGCAAAUCAAUUUUUAUAAUAAAUGGUAUUUUCAAAUACAUGAUCUGCUUUUUCAUGACAAUUCAA